UGCUUUCUCUUCCUUUUCCCAGCAGAGUCCUGCCCACGGAGCUUGGACUGUGCCCUGCAGCGGAGGGAGUUCUGUCCGCCCGGCGCCCACUCCUGUGGCCCCUGCCUCCUGCAGUUCGUGGAAGAUGACCAAGGGAGAUGUGUCCAGAGGAAGCGCCUACCUAGUGGGAGGACUUCUAUUCCCAGCUUAGAGGAAGAAAUUGACUUCUUAGCCGAUGUGCUGUCCCGGCAAGAUGCCACUUACCAGCAUCUGCAACAGGACACAACGCCAGCCCCUGCAAGGAAGCUGCCUGAGGCCAGUGUGCUCAGAGGGGAGCCCUUGGAGAAGGACGCAACAGGCCACAAGGCACCAUCUCAUCCCACUGCUUCCACCAAGCCAGUACAGAGCGCUCCAGUUGAGGCAUCCCCUGUCCCUUCCAGUGACAUCCUGAUACUUGGGAUGAUAGUGGCAUGCACAGUAGCUGGGAUAUCUGCUUUAAUCGUGGCUGCCAUCUGUUGGUGCAGGCUGCAGAAAGAGAUCAGACUAGCUCAGAAAACAGACUACUCGGCUCAGAAGCUAUCUGGCCCCCUGCCAUAUGACAAGAUCUCGCCAGGGGAUAAGAAGCUGGCUCAGAGUGCCCAGAUGUAUCACUACCAACACCAAAAACAGCAGAUGCUCUCCAUGGAAAAACAUAAAGAAGAACCCAAGCUGCCAGACUCUGCAUCAUCUGACGAAGAGAAUGAGGAUGGAGAUUUCACUGUAUACGAGUGCCCGGGUCUGGCUCCGACCGGAGAGAUGGAGGUGAAGAACCCCCUGUUUGACGACUCUUCCUUACACCCUCCGAAUACCAAGCUACAUCAGUAACCGCUCCCUUCUGAGCUCGCUACGGACUUGUAUGCACAAUGCCAAAAACCAGCCUGGGCAGAACUCCAGAAACUCCCCUCCUCCCGAGGGGCUCUACAGAUGAGGCCGCCACCGCUGCUCCCACCAGGAUCCACUGCCGAGCUGUUAGAUGUCCACCGAAUAAACACCUGCUCACGGCUUGGGGGAGUCACUCUUGGCGUCCAGUUUCUCAUUGUUCUUUCUGUUGUGUUCAUGUACCACCCCCGCCCCAAAUUUCAUGCCCCAUGUUCUCUGCGCCAUCCCAGCUGCUUGCUAGUUCCCAGGCCUCCAUGGGGCCUCUGGUUCCUCUGGGGGGCAGGGAAGAGCAGCACAGGAGGCAGCAGUGUCCUCACCUUGGGCUUCUGUUAGUCCUUCCUCACUUCUGGUGAAGGGAGAAGAGUUGUUUCAAAGCACAAGGGUCUCUAGAGAGGAUGGAGGGAACAGGGAGACACCGACCUUGCUCCAUUGCCCUCGGUUCCAUAGAGCAUCUCACCUUUGCCAACAGCUCCAGUGCUGGCACCCACAGGUGGCACAGCUUAGAGCUGGCACAGUGGAAGACUAACUCUGUCUAGUGACUUGGGUUCCCAGAUUUCACCCCCUCCUUUGCUCCACCAGCAGAAAUCCUCCCAGGCCCUGGGGGGCUGGAGCAGAGUCAGCAAGCUGGAAACGAGCAGAGGGGAGGUUGAGAGAAAUGGCAAGCAGCCCUCCCCAGAGCACCCUACCCUGGGCAUGCAGAUUUUCUUGUCGCAGCCACCAGGAUUGUCCCAUCCUAUCAGCUAUUGGCGGGGGGGGGGGCACCCAUGUCAUCCCAAUCCAGGCCUGGGUUUUGGCCUCCCUGUUUUGGGCAGGCCAAAGUCAAAAAGGUUUAGAUGCGUUUUAUCCCUGGGGGCUGAUGGUAAGAAGCUUGCCCUGCUAAUGGUUGUAGCCUGACACAAAGGGUUUUAUAAACUCAUUAAUCCAUGUUUGUAGCACUUUUUGACAGAAAACCUGGCCAAGACUUACCUUCUGGGACUCCUUCUGUCCUUUGUAUCAAACCGUUUGUCCAAUAAACCAGCUGUUUGGGUUUCUGAUGGUGGGUUUCUCCAACAACUGCUGGCUUGUUUUGUUCUUCAAUAUAAGUGAUAUGCCUGGGCCUCUCCUGCUGUUUACAGGGGCCUUUCUGGUUGCUUAUCAACUGCUAAGCAACAGAAAGCCAGGAGCAGCAGGUGCAUUGCUAACCUCGGACAACUAUGGAUGGACAUACUACUGCAUUGGCUUAUUGUCAGAACCCACUGUCUGGCCACCUUGGUCAUUUCCAGGAGCAAGAAGGGAACCCGCAGAGACAUUUUGUUUUCCUAUGGAAAGAGUAUUGUGAAUUUUACUGAUAAACCCCAGUAAGAAAUAACUUUACCAUGUGUAACAUCAUCGACAUGACGAGCAUACUCAGCCUCGAAUGGGCAAGUUGCAAAGUUAGUUGUUCAGAAAUGUUAAAUAUGUUAUUUUUGGGCAAUUAUUGCUCCCUGGUGCAUGCUAAGGGGGGAGGGUGAAGAGGAAGGAGGCUCACCAGCUAUCAAGAAAUGAGGUAGAAAUCUCCACUUGUUUCUGAAGUUUUUUCCUUUCCCACCUCCUGCAAUAGAGAAUGGGGGAAACCCAAUGUCCAGCCACUUCAGAAGUGCUAGUAGCAGGGCCCAGAGACUAUUCAGCUUCUUGCCCACUUUUCACCUAAAUUCCUAGCCAGGAUUUGCUGUGUCUCAUGGAAAUGAACCUUUUCUGUUAGUGAGCACGUGGUGCUUGCCCAGUCCAAGGCUGCCAGGAGCCCAAGUGUUGACAGCUGGUUUGCACAGAAUGCAGAUUUCCUUUCUUCAUCAUCUUUAACUCACAAGCCUGGCCUAUUGCAUGCUGGGCCUUGCAGUCUUGGCAGGAAUUGCCUCUGUACUGAAGAUGAAGAUAGUUUUGGGUGCUGCUACAGAACUGCCCAGGCCAGAUCUACCUGAUGGUUCACAGGUGUCACGGAUGAAGCAGCACUCUUUGCGAGUGUGACAGGCAAGCACAGUCAGUCCGUAGGAAGCAGGCCCUUCACAGCUCGACUCCGUUUGGAGGGCAAAGUGGGGAAUGGUGGGUUUCCUCUCCAUGUUGCUAACUGCCAUUGAAGCAUCCUUGUUUUGUUGUAGUGGUUCUCCCCAUGGCUGGCCAGAUCCAGUACAUGGAAUCAGCAAGGAUGUACAGCCCAGCGUUGAGCCUCAGGUCAUGUUUUGCACGUGCGGGUCCGCGGUAGACUCCCACGGGUGGAAUGCCGAGUUCUCUUUGUGGUUUCCUGCCCUUGCUUGUCCAUACGCAGCCCCCACUUUCUCUCUCCAGAGAAGAGUUGUAUUGUUUGCAUGUGUGUGAUGCACAUACAGACUUGGAGAUGCUAGUGAACCGGACUGCAUGAAGCUGCCACAAGGCAGAGCCUGGCUGGAGUUUGCAUAGCACCAGUUACAGCGUGCGUGUGAACACCUGCGUGAAGAUGGCAUGUCAGUCCUCAAAUUAAAGCCUCUAUCUUGUUUUAAUAGCAGAAACUGUCACUUUACAGUUCCUGGUUUUUGAUCGUACUAUGUUCAGUGUGGUUUCUUCUUGCACCCCAGCCCUAAAUGUUGUAUGGAUUGUAGUAAUUUUAGAAGAAAAUUUUAUUAAAUGACCAUAUUUCAA
Gavialis gangeticus (Gharial) is the source of this 3528-nucleotide messenger RNA. It is a transcript of the gene NPDC1, whose product is annotated as neural proliferation, differentiation and control 1. The record is from RefSeq and is a predicted model, not a curated record. Lineage: Eukaryota; Metazoa; Chordata; Crocodylia; Gavialidae. The transcript has 8 exons. The annotation marks the transcript as partial. Gene Ontology annotation, cellular component: membrane.